AUGGACGAGCCUGAGAAACCGAAACAGAAGGAGGUGCGGCGGCCUUUUUGGGAGCAGCCUCCACCGCUGACAGAGGCCGAGCUGGCCGAAAGGAGGGCGCGGCGACGCGCUGGAAAGCAGAAAAUUGCCGAGCUGGCAAAGGAAAAGGAAAUUCUGGAAGCCCGCUUGGAAAGGCAAGCACGGGCGUUGCAACCACCGAGGCGCCCGGAAGGCAAAGGCAGACCGAUCCGUUUUGCCAGAAAGCUGAACGCAAAUAUGCCUUAUAUUGAGCGCAAUGUCAAGCCUGUCGCCAUACAAAAACCGUCUGUGCCAGCUCUUCCUCCAGUUGAGCCUGAGCCCGCACCCGAAGAAGUAGCGCCAAAAGACGGCAAACACGACAAGAGCAAGGAGACGAAGCGACCGCCGCCGCUUGACAUAACCCUCAACAAUGCCGCUGCCGCUGCCAUUGCCAAGGAACGGCGGCCUGUCUCUCCACCGGACCGGCCACCACGGCCUAUGCGUCUCGCCGACGAGAGCGGCGUCACACUCCAUCACAUUCUUCUUGUCGUUAACGAGGCUCUCCGGGUCGAGAUGCAAAAGAACCAGGACGUUCACGAUGCACUGUCCCAAGACAUCCAGGGCCCAAUGCAUGUGCUCGGCGACCUCGGCAGGCUCGUGAACAUGCUGUUUUGGUCCAUGGAGCAGCACCGGAAGGGACUGUGGCGCAACAGAAGGACGGCCAUCCAGCCAGGCCAGCCCGACGAGCCUAAUAAGCCAGCUCCAGUAAAGGAACCAUGGCGUGGCGCACUCGCAAUAUUUUCGAUACCCAUGCGUUUCUUUACUAUACCAACUCAAGACACUAGCCGAGACGACCUCGAAAAUUCCCAUCCAUCCGAGAACAUCGAUGCAGACGGCGAGGAUGGCGGGGACGAGAGUUACGACGACGAUGAUAAUGACGAUGAUGACGACACUCUCUUCUCCAUCAUGGAGGCCGGUAUUGCCAGGCAUUGGGCAUUUGACUCGGACAAUGAUGACGAAUACGACCCCGUCGUGCGGGCUUUCCAGAAUAGCGCCCAACGCGAUGCACGAAUCACGCGGGCUACGCGUGCCGUCAAACGCAGCUACGAUGACGUCUUCAACGACGACGAAGAUGCAUCCAGCUCCGAACUGGAGUCGGCCGCCGAGCUGCACGACAAGAAUCUCCUUGACUACCUCAACAUCCGCUCUCCUUCGCUUCGUCCCAAAUUUGGUGCCGACGAAGACAGCGAUCACUCGUCCAACCCGCUUAACCCGCAUCGCCACAAGACAUACGAUAUUCAAGAGCAGCCCAAAGAAGAGGCAGAGGAAGAGCGGAACGAACGACAAGAGGCCAGGGACGCUCGCCGCAGAGCCAGGGCCGAAGCUAGGGCCAAGGCGGCCGCCUCAAAGGCAGAACGUGACUCGCUGCUUAAAACGCUUCAGGAGGAAGCUCAUGAAGUUGCCACGGCUGCCGUCAAGAAACAGCUGGCCGAUCUUGAGGACGAGCGGGACGCUGCUCUACAGCUAGCCAAGGAAGCGGUGUAUGAACGAGACAAGAUUGAUGCGGAGACGGAGGACAGGGCCAGGGACAUGGACAAGCUGCGCACUCUGCUGCGGGAGCUGAUUGAUCGAGAGUUUCCACACAAAGAUAAAGAGGCUACCAAAGAGGAGAAAAACAAAAAUGAGGCGGUACAAGGCCAGGUCGCAGAAGGUAGAGAAGGCGCCAUGAAAAACGAAGGCGCGGAAGAGGACGAAACAGAGACGGAGACGAACGAGGAAGUCGAGCAUAAAACAAAGGACAGCAAACAAGGCGAUGAACAAGAAAACAGCAAGGCGAAGGGCGAGCACGACGAACGCCCCUCCGCUACAGAAGAUAAUCCGGCGCAACACGCAACCGAGACAGAUCUACUCCCGGAACUGCCUUCCACGUCCGACUUCAUGAGGAGAGCAUCACGCCGAUCGUCUCGCCAUUUCACCCGUCCACCGGUAUCACCAAUUCCGAUACCACCCUUGACGCCGUACCCACCUCUGACCCCAACACUUCCAAUUGUCCCGGCGACUCCAUCGACACCCAUGGCCAAUUGGGACAGGCAACGGCUUGUCAACGAGGUCCAGCGCAUGCUUCACGCAACAGCACCACCCCCUACGCCUCUAGUUCGACAGUUCAACCAACGACCGCCGCCUCCAUCACCGGCACUGUCACUUUUUAAUAGCGGCACCGCCGCCUACAUCAUCCAGCGGGCCCGCAAACCGCUCGGCACGGGUAUUUUCGCAUCGAUACUCGACAUCCUGUUGACCAUCCUUCUCAUGAUUGUGAAGCAAAAGACCAAUGUCGAAACGGUUGGCCGGUGGAUCCGGUCUGCUUUCUUGGUGCCAGCCUACCUGACUUUGACAAACAUCGCCUUGCGGCUGUGGAACCGAAGACAGCGCCUGAGUCUACCACCGCUGCCAAACAGGACUCGCGGCCAGGCAGACGUACCAGACGACGCCACUGGUGUUGAUCUACCUCUCGUGGCUUCGCCGGCAUCGCACAGGUCCAUUGCCUCGCUGCAACUGCACGACGCUCGCACGGCACUCGCCCUGGCCUAUCGCCAACGUAUUCGCCACGCGUACAUUCUCUUCCCCAGAGACGCCCUCGCCGAGCUCACCAUCUUCAAUUUUGUUGUCUUUAGCAUAUUUCUCCUCGUCAGCACAAUCAGUGAGCGCAACCUCUGGCUGGACGCCAACAACACGGCCGACGCACCGGCCCAGUACUUCCAGACGGCUGUGCUGCGGUACCGACACGACACAGGCUCCUGCUCCACCAUGCCGCUCCUCGUACCGGGGCCGUACCAUUUCUGUGCCUGCAUCCCAACGCUCUUUGAUCCGCGUAUCAUCAUAGGGCCGCUUGUCUACCUGAUGGCCGUGUGGCACGACAGCGUUUUGGAUUAUUUGUGGCUCGUGGCCCAGUGGCUCGCAUGGGGUUUGAACCAUGUGAGCCAGCUGUAG
Sporothrix schenckii 1099-18 is the source of this 2985-nucleotide messenger RNA. RefSeq lists its product as uncharacterized. The record is from RefSeq and is a predicted model, not a curated record. The coding region runs from base 1 to 2985 and encodes 994 amino acids. The transcript has a single exon. Lineage: Eukaryota; Fungi; Ascomycota; Sordariomycetes; Ophiostomatales; Ophiostomataceae.